Dermacentor andersoni is the source of this 3098-nucleotide messenger RNA. RefSeq lists its product as uncharacterized. The record is from RefSeq and is a predicted model, not a curated record. NCBI's taxonomy places the organism in Eukaryota, Metazoa, Arthropoda, Arachnida, Ixodida, Ixodidae. Gene Ontology annotation, molecular function: oxidoreductase activity, acting on a sulfur group of donors, disulfide as acceptor.
CUUAACAGUCGCGGGCGAAGUCGAUAUGGGCGGAGUAGGACGCAUUUCGUUCGUUCGGAGCAGCUGCGCUUUUAUAGCUUGGACGUGACGUCAUGGUGACACCUGAAUCGCGGUGUCAUGGUCAACUUCAUCGUUGACAUGUCAGAGAGUUUAGUAGUCGGCCAUGAUGCCGGCGGCAGAGAUGCUCCCACGAGCCACAGAAGCCACACUGACAAAGACAUUCCCGCAUGGAGCGCCAACCAGCGCCGGGACUCACGGGUACACGACCGCAAACUCGGCGGCCCUCGUCGCUCGCCGCGCAGCGGUAGUCGUCAUCCCAGGCGAGCAGAAUCGGAGGAGGCGACCGGCCGGCACGAGCGAUCCUCGUGGUGCGCGGCGGCCGCCCCCCACUGAGGAGCCGCCGAUGACAAAGCCGGCGGUGCGGCUGUCGUCAUGGCUCCACGUUCGCGCGGUAAAGGAGGCGGCGUCGGCGUCGCCGUGCGGUCGUCGCAGCUUCUGCUGUGGCUAGUGGUGCUGUCCGCGGUCGUCGUCAGGGGGCGCGCGCUGCGGGGCAUCAUGGGCCGGCGUCGCGUCGACUUCUCGCAAAUUCCCAAGACGGCGCGCAUCCAGGUGUACUACGAGUCGCUCUGCCCGUACAGCAUCGCGUUCAUCACCGAGCAGCUGUGGCCGACGUACGUGCGCGUCGGCUACCUCAUGGACGUCCAGCUGGUGCCGUUCGGCAACGCUUUCAAGGAGCAGCAGCAACAAAAUCUCGCUCGCGCAGAACGCUUCGCCCUGGGCCGCCGCCAGGAGCCCGAGUACAAGUACAGCUGCCAGCACGGGCCCGACGAGUGCUUCGGCAACGUUGUGCAGUCGUGCGCGGCGAGCAUCUUCAACGACACCAUCCUGUCGCUGGCCUUCGUCACGUGCAUGUCUCUGGCCGAGCACCCCAACGAGGCGGGUAAGGAGUGCGCCCGGGGCAUCGCUCGCAACUGGAACGCCAUCCAGCGGUGCGCCAACGGCGGCAAGGGACGCGCGUUGCAGGACGAGAUGAGCGAGCGCACGUGGAAUCUGGACCCUCCGCAUCACUACGUGCCUUGGAUCGUCAUCAACGGCGUGCACAACGACGAACAGCAGUCCAUGGCGCAGACAGACCUGCUGCAGGUGGUGUGCGACGCAACUCCGGACGGUCGCAAACCGCCGCCCUGUUUCGCCGACCUGGAGGAUCGGCGCUCCCUCCAGAAGCUGUCCGCGUCCAUCGAGGAGCACGCCGAGGACGCGCCGAACGGUUCCUCCCAGCGAGCUAGGCCUCCCGUCGUCGGACACAGCCUCAAGGAAAUCCAAGAUUGAGGACGAGUUGGGGGCCCGCGCCGCUCCGGUCAAAUUCGCCGCGCUGGCUGGCGCAUCCGGCGUUCGUAUACCUCUACACCCGACGCGCAUACCGCCGUCAUUCGCCAUCGGGACGAUACGCGAUUGUCCUUGCGUUGGACCCGUUUAUCCUUGCGUUGGACCCGUUUGUCCCUGCGUUGGACCCGUUCUAGAGUUCUUGUGACCGUUGUAUACACCGACCAUGUUUCUAAGCGUUGUCGUAUACAAUGUCAUGUAUAGCGAGUCCCUGUUGGAAGUUCCUGAAUCGCAGUAGCAACACAACACAUUUGCGUGAUGAUAUCGUUCUGAUGCGUAGAUACGGGCUCGGUUAGGUCAGGUUGCUCGAUGUUAGCUAAGGUCAGGUUGGCAACUCUAGGCACAUUUAAGAACUUCGAAACAAGCGAAAGUAAUGUGCUUACUGAGAAACUUGCCAGAGGCGUUGUUUUGUAUUUUACCCUGGCUUACCUCGCUCGCUGUUGUUGUUAAGCUUUGUUUUUAAGCCUGACUUAAUAUUCUUCACCGUCACUACGGCGUGACAAUAUGGGGGCUGGCAUUCGAAAGGUCCAAGUUUCGUGACCCUGCUCUCGCUCCACCGUCAUGUGUAGAGGGUGUCCCGACUAUCAUACACCAAGAUUUAAAUAUAUGCAAAUUCUACGUACCUGGACAGAACCAAGGUAAUGUUGUUUGCCGUCGCUAGGAGAUAGGCUAUUUCUUGCAAUCCACCUAAUUACAUAAUUAGUCUUAAUCAACUUCUAAAAUAUUAUAUUUAGAUUAAAAGUGUGAACGAGAAAAUUUUACAGCAACGUGACGAACUCCCGAUGCAGCUUUCUUUUGCUCUAUACAUGCUACAUAAAAAUGUUUUUCCGAGCCUGAAAGAAGCCGGCAAAUGCAUGCAAAUUGCCUCGAGCGGCCAGUAGCGCGUCAAUUAUAAUAUCUCAUAAAUUUCAAAAGAAAACAGGCUGAUUAUCUCCAAGCGACGCCAAACGGAAUUACUUUGGUUCUGUCCAGCUACGUUGCAUUUGCGUACUUUUAAAUCUUGAUGCAUGAUAGUUGGGACACCUUGUAUAGCGCUGAAUGUUUGUGGUCUUCGUUCUUCUCGGACUGAAGGCCGAUCUUAACAUCGAGCUUGAACGAAACCUUCCUCCCAUGACUGAACGUAUGGAUCCUUUUAUCCCCGUUGUGGAAUCGGAGUGUUCGUGACCCCCUGAAAACUUCCGGUCGCGCGUUUUCGGCACUCAAGUUUUCCUAGAUAAAAAAAAAAACACUAUUUUGUCCUGUAGUUGACUGUAUAUAUAUUCAGUGCUCAACGCUUUAGAUAAUCCGCCCGCAUGGCAUUCGGAGCUUUUUGCGCCAUCUGUGGCCGCUGAGGGACACUGAGUUGAUGUAAAAGCGAGGGCCUCUGUGACGCAUUGUGAAUACAUUUGUACCCUCCAGCGGUUGCGCAACGUUCUCCGAUGGCGCUAAAAGCAACGGCCGCCAUGCAGGCCGAUUAUCGCGUUUGAAUCGCCCAGCACUGCACCUGUCUUUGACGUACUCCAAUGUAUAAGGAUGGAUAACAAUGUUACGGUUCGUCGAGCUCUCGCACAUAGCUUUCUUGUGCACCCGGGAAUAAAAUUUAUUUGUCAAACAACGUUUUAUAACUUUGUAAUAAACGUGGUACCAGCUUGUAAUAAAAGUGGUACCAGCUGUAUGGUCCUAAAUAUUUGCAACCUGUAGCACGUUAUAGUGUCUUCGUUGCUCGCUAAGUUUAG